Molecule: messenger RNA, 2811 nt
Organism: Labrus bergylta (ballan wrasse)
Lineage: Eukaryota; Metazoa; Chordata; Actinopteri; Labriformes; Labridae
Gene: spry1
Product: sprouty homolog 1, antagonist of FGF signaling (Drosophila)
Biological process (GO): multicellular organism development; animal organ development; negative regulation of fibroblast growth factor receptor signaling pathway
Cellular component (GO): membrane; cytosol
Source: RefSeq, a predicted model, not a curated record
CAGGAGCGGAUGCGAUGUAUCCUUUUUCAGUGGAGUUGAAUGGCCAAUGGGAGUUGGCUUGUCGAGCAAACACUGAGCCCUGCGUUCCCAUUCAUUCAGUGCUGAGCAGGCCUGCAGAGCUGAGGAGAGCUGCGACCACACGACGCUUCGUUUUUUUUCCUCCUCUCUCUACAGCGAGCGCAGAUUUCUCCCCGCAACAGAAAGAGUAACAGCCUGAACUCUCCUUAGAUACACACGAAGAGAAGGGACAGACAAGUCUUGGGAUUAACGCUCACUCUUGUGUUUGAUUUCAUUUCUACGGGACUUCUUUUUUUUUUUGUUUCUUCCCCCUCAACGCUAUUUCUACUCUCUAACAAUUCCUGCGGGACUUCUUCUAUAAACUGGGGCUGUCUCGACUGAAGAUCGGCCUCCCCCAAGUACGCAGCAGUUCUCCUUCCUCCACCGGAGCUGCACCGUGGAUUUACUUUGUUUUUUAAAACUGGGACGAAUGCAUGCGUAAAAGCGCGCUGAACCUCCAGAGAACUAACCAAAAAAAGAAAAAAAAAGGGAAUUACGCAAAGGGGAUACACUCGCACUUGGAUUAACAGACAGCGAAUGUUAUGCAUUAGACCUUAAAGUCUACGUUUGGACAUUGCCCCCUUCCUUUUGGAUGGACUUUUUGUAGGCUAUUUGGUUGAUGGAUUCGAUGUUAUGGAUGGUUGCAAAUAGGCAGGUUUUCCGAUGCAUGCCAAGUCCACGGUGAAUGUCGGAAGUGGUGAUCCCCCCAGAUGGAGCUCCAAAGUCAACAUGGCCCCGGCGGUUCAUUAGUGGUGAUCCAGCAGCCUUCCCUAGAGAGCCGACAGAGGUCGGAUUACGAGCGGGAGCUCCAGCAUGCCGCCAUUCUCUCCCUGGACCAGAUCAAGGCCAUCCGCUCCAACAACGAGUACACCGAGGGGCCCUCAGUGGUACGGAGGCCCCCUGCUCCCCGCAUGGCCCCCAGGCCCCACGACAAGCAGGAGAGGACUCACGAGGUCAUCCUCGUCAAUGUGAACAACAAUUAUGAGCACCGGCCGCUGGGGGGGCACCACCACCACGUCGGAGGCGGCGGUGUGGUGGUGGUGGCUGGAGGGCAGCAGUAUGGAGGGUCCCGGGCACCGGGGCUCAGCCGCUCCACCAGCACAGGAAGCGCCGCCAGCUCAGGGAGCAACAGCAGCGCCUCCUCUGAGCAGGGACUCUUGGCACGCUCGCCCCCCACCCGGCCCGGCAUGAGCUUACAGCACCACCACAGAGCAGAGUGGCCUGUUCGGACUCAACCCAAGCCCAAGGCGCUCUUGCAGCCCCAGCAGGGACCUAACUUCCACCAGCCUCCACUAGAGGCUCCGCUCAAGCCGCAGGGCAAAGGGAAAUCAGACUUUUCUGGCUCCGGCACCGGGCUGGUGGCUGCAGCCGCCGGGCACCAGUUCAUCUGCGAGUGCUGCGGGAAGUGCAAGUGCAGCGACUGCACGGCUCCCCGCAGCCUGCCGUCAUGCCUGGCGUGCAACGGCCAGUGCCUGUGCUCGGCGGAGAGCGCGCUGGAGCACGGCACCUGCAUGUGCCUGGUCAAAGGCAUCUUCUACCACUGCUCCAACGACGACGAGGGGGACUCGUGCGCCGACCAGCCCUGCUCACUGUCGCGCUCCCACUGCUGCUCUCGCUUUCUGUGCAUGGGAUUAAUGUCGGUACUCUUCCCCUGUCUCCUGUGCUACCCGCCCGUCAAGGGCUGCCUGAAGGCGUGCCAGGGCUGCUACGACCGGGUCAACAGGCCCGGCUGUCGCUGCAAGAACUCCAACACUGUGUACUGCAAACUGGAGAGCUGGGCCACACAGAGCCAGGAGAAACCCUCCUGAUCGGCCCCCCUCUGUGUGUGUUUGUGACUGUGUGUGUGUGUGUGUGCGCGGGAGACUCUAGAUGUGGAUCUUAUGAUGAUAGUCACAAAUUAAUGUUUAUCAAACAUUCUUAAGCACCUCCCACCCCCGCCCCCCCCUCUUCGCUGCAGAACCCUAAGGAGCUAAAAAGGAGUAACGAAAACCACUCGAUUUAUUUUUGUUUUCUCUGGAUCAGGACCAUGUUUUUUUUUUUUUUUUACAGACCAGUGUUUGCCUUAACUGUUUCUAUGUCUGUCCUCAGCUCCUCAUUAACACUAUUUUAAAAAAAAUACACAAGAGAGUUUUUUUUUCUUCCAUUUUAGGUAGGCAGCUUCCUACCCGGAGUCUGUGCACCGUGGGGGAGCUGCCUCUCUCCAAAAUCUGUGAAGGACGAUCUACUAUAGGGCAAUUAUGUAGCUGUUACCUGGUAUUCAUAGCAAGCAGGUGUGUUUGACUUUAUUGGUUGCUGCCACACUAAAACCUGUGGUUCCUCUGCUCAUGUUGCAUUAACGAAAGCACAUCCAUCUCAUAGUAUUUUCUUUUUUUUUUCUCCGCUUGGAUUAUGUUUCUCUCCUUCCACCCAUCUGAACUCUUCAUUCACAUUCUGAGGCAUUCUCCCAUGUUUUUUUUGUUUUGUUUUGUUCUUUAUUUUGUUGUAAAAUUGUAUUGCUCAAAAAUCCAUAAGAGGAAUUCUGGCUAUUUUUUAAAAAGAAAAAAAUGUCUUGUUAAAACAUUUUUUUUUUUGUUGUAAAAAAUAUUUAUUAUGUGAAGCUCUAUUAUUUUAUGAUAUUUAUUGCAAGAGACAGUCUUAAAAUUUACUCAUGUCUGAAUAUAACAAAAUAUCAAAUACUUACUGAAAAAAUUAAAGGGUGGCACAAAAGAAAACUAUGUUAACUUUAAUGCAGAAAAUAUAUUAAUUAAUGAAAAA